AUGAAAAGAGAACAACGUCAGAUCGCUCUCAAUAAACAAGAAGCCGAAGAUAUUGAUGAUGUCUAUAUCGCUAUUGUCAACGAAAACUUUCAAUUAUUUGAGAAGGCCUUCGACGCAUACAAAAGCACGUCCGCAAACUUCUGGAGUAUUCUCAAAUUCCCAAUAAAGCCAAAGCUUGAUUCGCUUUCCACAGCAAAGGAGCUACAGAAGCUCUCAAUGUCGCUAUUACAACCCCUAAGCAAAAAUGCGGAUGUAGUCGAUGCUCAAAUUGAAGAUUAUAAUCGUAUCGCAGCUCUGGCAUCACAAAAUGCCAUAGAAGCUGCCCGCGAUUAUACGCGCGCGCUCCAAGGGGCCCAGCACGCCCAAAUUACUGCUCAUCACAGUCAACUCACCAUUCAGCAGAUCUGUCAAUGGCUAGGAGAGCUCGACUGGAAUCCAAGUCAUUUCGUCCUAGAUGCACUUUUAAAAAUCUGA
Messenger RNA from Plasmopara halstedii, 474 nucleotides. RefSeq lists its product as uncharacterized. The transcript has 2 exons. The record is from RefSeq and is a predicted model, not a curated record. Bases 1 to 474 code for a protein of 157 amino acids. Lineage: Eukaryota; Oomycota; Peronosporomycetes; Peronosporales; Peronosporaceae.